This is a messenger RNA of Plenodomus lingam JN3, 2370 nucleotides long. RefSeq lists its product as uncharacterized. The record is from RefSeq and is a predicted model, not a curated record. Lineage: Eukaryota; Fungi; Ascomycota; Dothideomycetes; Pleosporales; Leptosphaeriaceae.
AUGGCAAACGACCAGGACCACGUUGCAAAACAGAACAUGGCAGGAGUCGACAUUGGGCGCAACAUGCCAAGCACAUCAUUGCCAGCCAUGAGUUCAGAAGAGGAGGUGGUGGCGGACCUGGACGAGCCUCCAGAACCAUCGCGCACUCCCCGGCCAGCACCUCUAGCCCCCAGAGACUCUUCUUUCGCCAAAUCCAAACCUACCGUCGACCGCAAAGAGUCGCUCUUGACAAGCGCACUCAAAUCAAACUCCAGCACAAGCUCGCCAAUCGACGACCAGUCCGAUAGAAGUCCCGUCCGCGGCAUGUCAUGUGUAUCGACGUGCAGCAACACCAGCAGUUGCACUACGGCCGAACUGACCAGUGAUGGCGGCUUUACGAGCCCGGGUACACGAACCACUACGCCUAGUCCACCACUGCCUUCGACAAUGUUCCACGGUAUGGGAUCCACCAUCCAGAAGAAGCCGUUUGAGCUUCCCAUCUCGGUGAAGCUGCGAGCGGGAGAUACCCUGGGGCACGUUCAGAACUCUCCACUACCUUCGAACCCUGAGAAGCAAGUGGAAGCCGCCUUGGGAAGGAAGAGAUGCAUCAUGUUCGCUUGUGGACAGAAGGAGGAGAAGAAGACAUCAUCAGAAGCACCAGCUAAUCCGACCCCUGGCCCCCCAUCGGAAGAGCCUCCGAAGCGAGCUUGCACCAUCAAGUUUGCCUGCCCAACCAAAAUUUCCACAGAUGCGCCCUCCAAAGAGGGUAGCUCACGCGCUCGCAUGGCUAGCCCGGCGCCGUUGGCUCGUGUCAAAAUGACAUCUCCUAAACUGCCUUCCAAAGUUCAUCGCGACUCUGAUUCGACUGUGCGCAACAACUCACCCGUGAGUGUUCGCAAAGCCCCUACCGUGGAUCGAACUCGCCGUUUGAGCUCCAAUUCAGACCUAGCUCGCUGCGAGGCUUACCGUUUCCAUGAGUUUGCAAGCUCAGAGGAAGAGAUCGAAGAGUGGACACAAGAGGUCACGUGCCAUCGCAAUCGACUUACUGUGCAAGAUACCUUGAAGAUCGAAAACAACCUCCGCAAGCUAGGCGAAGAGGUUGCGGAAGAGGAGGCACUGGAGGAUGACGAAGAUGAGGAUGAUGAGGAUGUCGUGGAUAUGGAUGACGAUGACGAGCUUUUGGACGAUGACGAUGAGGACAGCGAUGCCUAUAGCGACAAGACUGACGAGGGCUUUCAGACCGAUGACGAGGAAGGGUUUGCUGUCUCGGAUGAUGAAAGUGACGCUGGCUCCGAUUACAACUGGUGGGUCCCCGGGGCGUCGACUGCCGCGACAUCUAUUGAACAUCUUGAGCAACUUCGACUCAAAGUGCAUCGUACGCUUUCCGAGUCUUCCAUUGGAUCGUUGGAGAGCCGCGACGGACAUCUUAAAAUUUCAGAUGUGCCUUCCAAGCGAAGAAAGUCGAGGCCUGUCAACAUCCGCGUUCCGAGUCCAGAGCUACCCGACAGUACAGACUUUGUCUGUGGGACCCUAGAUGAGGACAGACCUGCAGAGGCCAUGUACAUGGCAACUCUGGAGCGUCGACGUGCAGCCAAGCACAAGCCUACCCCUCAAGACAUCGACCCCACCUUUCCGACCUCGGAUCCUGAACUACCAGACGAUGACGAGGAUGAAGUGUCUGAAGUCGAGAAUCUUGCUUCAGAGAGUGACUUCCUCCAUGGCCGUAUGGACCCUCUUGAUGCCGACCUUCGUGGCCGUCGCAAAGCCCUUCCCGUGAAGCGCUCUCCGCUACCCUCACCAAAGCGACUCCGCUCACCACCCCCAAUGAAGCGGGCUGUUCAUCGUUCGCCUCCCCCGCCUACCAAGCGCAGUGCGCAUCGGUCACCACCGCCUCGCAAACUGUUUGGAACCUCACCCAGACGACAACAUUCGCCUCCGCCCACUCGUUUACGGUCUCCCCCGCCUACUCGUCGUGGUUCCGUCAAUCCCGUGGCGAUGCGUCAGCGCGGCGACAUGUCGAUCCGCUUUGCUGGUCUGGCGGAACGGCCUGCGCCGACGGUGUCGGCGUCGGUACCCCGAACGCCCAUUACCAUGAGGAACCCAUUUGAACUGGACGAGGAGGAGACCAACGCUGACGACAUGCCCAUACGUCGGGCUAUUGAUAUCCAGGUCGGGCUCGAGAAGAAGAGGCAACGUCGCAGAGAGCGAUUGUACCGCAAGCAACAUUGCAAGGCGGUCAAGGAGAAGCGGCCGGCACCAGGCCGUGGUGCCGAACGCAUGCGCGAGAUGGGUCUGGCUGCCCACGCGCACAAGGGAAGGACGACAGCCUUUGGACCUUUCCAGAUCCCGACUGCGGCUGAUCAGCAAGACAUGCACGUCUUGUCUGUUUAG